Messenger RNA from Girardinichthys multiradiatus, 1956 nucleotides. RefSeq names its product PRP18 pre-mRNA processing factor 18 homolog (yeast) (gene prpf18). NCBI's taxonomy places the organism in Eukaryota, Metazoa, Chordata, Actinopteri, Cyprinodontiformes, Goodeidae. Gene Ontology annotation, cellular component: U5 snRNP; U4/U6 x U5 tri-snRNP complex; U2-type post-spliceosomal complex. The coding region runs from base 91 to 1143 and encodes 350 amino acids. The transcript is spliced from 11 exons. Gene Ontology annotation, biological process: RNA splicing; generation of catalytic spliceosome for second transesterification step. The record is from RefSeq and is a predicted model, not a curated record.
CUGGUUAACUUCCGGUUCAAGCCUUUGAAAGCACCAGUUUAGCUCUUCAUAACCAAAAAAAAAAACAAUAACAAACAAUACCUUUUGGAAAUGGAUAUACUAAAAGCUGAAAUAGCAAGGAAAAGGAAACUUAUCGAAGAAAAACAGCUUGUUGACGAAACAAAAAAAUGCUUUAAAAGGGCUGAUCUUGCACGCAAGGAAAAAGAGGAAUACUUUAAAAGAUGCGGAUAUAAGGUUCAGACAGGGACUCCUAAGAGCCAGAUUGAUAAGACAGAAGAAAAUGAACCAUCCACUUCAGCUAAUCCAGUGUUGGAGCUUGAAUUAACAGAGGAGAAGCUACCAAUGACUCUGUCACGACAGGAGGUAAUUCGACGGCUACGGGAGCGAGGGGAACCAAUCCGAUUGUUUGGAGAAUCUGAUUAUGAUGCCUUCCAGAGACUCAGAAAAAUUGAGAUCUUGACGCCAGAAGUAAACAAGGGUUUGAGGAACGACCUGAAAGCAGCCAUGGACAAGAUUGACCAGCAGUACCUGAAUGAGAUUGUUGGAGGAACAGAGCCGGGGGAUCCUGACACCCAGCACGACCUGAAAGUCCACGAAGAAAACACCACCAUAGAAGAGCUCGAGACUCUUGGAAAUACCUUGGGCACAGGGGAUGAUAGUGGAGAUCAGGAUGUCAUUGCCAAAUUUUUAAAGUUUCUUCUCGGCGUUUGGGCCAAAGAUCUGAACAGCAGAGAGGACCACGUGAAGCGCAGCGUUCAUGGAAAGCUAGCCACUGCAACACAUUCACAGACUGAGUCUUACCUUGAGCCUCUCUUUAAAAAGCUCAGGAAGAAGAAUUUACCAUCUGACAUCAAAGAGUCAAUCACAGACAUCAUUAAGUUCAUGUUGGAGAGGGAAUAUGUUAAAGCAAAUGACGCGUACCUACAGAUGGCUAUUGGGAAUGCUCCCUGGCCUAUUGGCGUGACUAUGGUGGGUAUCCAUGCACGUACUGGACGAGAAAAGAUCUUCUCCAAACAUGUGGCCCAUGUUCUCAAUGAUGAGACGCAGAGAAAAUAUAUUCAGGGUCUGAAGAGGCUAAUGACCAUCUGCCAGAAGCACUUCACAACUGAUCCAUCAAAGUGUGUGGAGUACAAUGCUCUUUAAGAUGGGAAUUUAGCUAACCUCUGGAUGGGAGCCCAUUCAGUCCAAAUGCCUUGGAGUUCUUUUCACACCAGCUCAUUCAAUUUUGUUAGGACUGAAUAGCAUUUGAUACAGGAACUUUCAGAUGUGUGUGUAUCUUUAAGAGUGUUACUGUUAUAGAAAAUCCACCAGUUAAAACAUGACUUGAGUGAGUAAAGGUCAACAAUAUAUGGGCAAAAUUAUACCAGUUUCAACUGUUGUAACACAUAUAGCACAUGUUUCCUUUAUUUACUGUUUUUUUUUUCCUUUUGGAAUGAGAAGACAGUAUUUAAAUGUUGUGCUGCAUACGUUUUCAGUGAGUUAUUUUCUUGUGGUGGUACACAAAAAGUAAUUUGUAAAGCUAAAUGGAAGUAGUGUAAGUUUUAUUACACCUGAGACAGUAAAUGAAUAUUAAACAUGUAAUACUUUCUACUGGUAAAUCUCUGUACAUUUUGAGCAAAUAUGAACCCUUUCAGUGUAUACCUGUACCUUCUUAGUGAGAGAAGAGAGUUGAUUUUUUUUUUUUUUCCAUUUUGAGAUACAUUCUGCUCCGUAAUUGUCAAGAUUUUCGCUUGUGUCCUGCAUCUGAGUUACUGAAUGGAACUAUUUUUAGUCACCAAUGUCUGUUUAGUCAAUUUGAAUCAUGAGACAAUAAAGGACUCACCACUGCAAUCUGCUGUACUACCUGGGAAUUCAUGAGUAAGACUUUAACCAGUCGUAAACAACUAAACAAAAGUGUUCUUUCAUGUUCAAGGAUGACUUGAUAAAAAUUCUAAGAAUUAUUAAAGCUGAAAAUAA